CAGCCUCAACGAUUGCGCCUGCCAGGCGACCCUGAGACAACAUUAUCGCACGUCACUCGCCUUCCCCACGUUUCCUUUCUUCGCGCCGUAUCACUCGUAUUAAUACACGUUCACUCGCUGUUUCACUUCUGAGCUGCGCGCUCACGGGUCCCAAUCUUAUCGUGGCUGUGAUCGUCCUUUGAAGACUCACUGCCCGCGCAUUUCCGCCCACGACUCUACAAUGUUCUGUCUUCGCAGCUGGAUACCCGUGCUCUUCUUUCUGCUACGCACAAAUGCAUCGCCCGUCUACCUGGUCCUCUUCAUCUCCGCAACAUACUUCCUCAACCGGCCCUGCGUCUACUGCUCGUUACUCCUCUUCAUCCUCGUCGUUGCGCUGUUCGACUUCCACACGCCCUGGUUCGAUCCGCCGCUCCCCGACACAGCCGGGCUGGCGCUGAACGAGACAACGCCGCUCAUGGAGACAGCCAGCGUGCUCGCGCAGGCGGCUGCGAACACGGCACAGGAGGUCGUCAAGGGCGCAGUCGACGGAGUAAGAGGGAAGGCGAGUCCGGGCGCAAUGAAUGAGUGGGUUAAGGGGCUGCUGGGGAAGAAGGAGUGGAGGAUACAGUGUCUGGACGUCUUGAUCCGGAUCUAGGAACACAAGGAGAGCAUAGGACGGACGAGGAGCAACGGCAUCUACGGCGCUCCGAAAGUCUUGCUGUAUUGGAGCCUGUUAUAAUGACACUGCAUUAUUGCAUGGGAGGCGCUCGGCUUUGUGGCAUUUGCAUGGCGUCACGUUGUCUACUAUCUUCAAGACUUAAGCGAGAACAUAGCAUGGCCUAUAGAUCAAGCGAUCUAUACACUCAUGGUGCCGAAUCGGAGUUGUGUAGUGCUAAUCAUUCAUGAUCACAGGCGCUUUUGAGCUCAUACUGAACAUAUACUGCACCAGUAGCUUUGCGUUCCGGUCGAUGUACUCUGGGCUGGUAUCGAUAAGCCUACGUAAAGUUUCUUUUUACUAUCCACAG
This is a messenger RNA of Didymella exigua CBS 183.55, 1004 nucleotides long. RefSeq lists its product as uncharacterized. Lineage: Eukaryota; Fungi; Ascomycota; Dothideomycetes; Pleosporales; Didymellaceae. The record is from RefSeq and is a predicted model, not a curated record. The transcript is spliced from 2 exons. The coding region runs from base 221 to 634 and encodes 137 amino acids.